GCUCUGGGGGCGAGUGCAGGUGUGGAGGAGGAGAAGGAGGAGAAGGAGGUGCGCUCGCAUAUUUCUUUCAAAGGCAAGAAGAAGAAGGAGAAAGAGAAGGAGAAGGAGAAAUUCUGUGGAGAAGCCUUCGGCGCUUCAGAACCCGGACAGCGGCGCUGCCUUGGCGCGCAAGGGCGGACUGAGGCGAAGAGGCAGCGACUUGUGGCGAGCGGUGGGAACCGAGCGCACGGGAGCAGCUGACGCGGCAGGGCAGGGACAUGGCCGCAGGUGGUGGUGGUGGAGGCGAUGGAGCCCUCCCGGAUCUCAGUCGCUAUGUGGUGUCCCGUCCCGUGUACAAUGAGCCUACCUUUCAAGAGGAGAAUGAGAGGAAAUUGGUGGUGCCCAAAACACUCCGGGAACGAGUCCAGAAAACUUGCAGCUGUUCAAGAAGAAAAGCCAUUCAGAUAACCAAGACCUUGUUCCCUAUUUUGGAAUGGCUGCCCAAGUACAGAGUGAAGGAAUGGCUCCUCAGCGAUAUAAUUUCUGGUGUCAGUACAGGACUUGUGGCUACUUUACAAGGCUUGGCGUAUGCACUACUGGUUGCAGUUCCUGUUGGAUAUGGUCUCUACUCUGCUUUUUUCCCCAUCCUGACAUACUUCUUCUUGGGAACAUCAAGACACAUCUCAGUUGGACCUUUUCCAGUGGUCAGUUUGAUGGUGGGCUCAGUAGUACUGAGCAUGGCACCUGAUGAAAAAUUCCACAUGGUCAGCAGUAACGUGACAGGGCUGAACCAAACAGUUAUAGAUAUCACAUCAAGAGAUGCAGAGAGAGUGCUCAUUGCCAGCACCAUCACUUUUUUGGUUGGAAUUCUCCAGCUAGUGUUCGGAUUUCUUCAGAUUGGCUUUAUUGUGAGAUAUCUUGCUGAUCCACUGGUUGGGGGUUUUACAACUGCUGCAGCAUUUCAAGUGUUUGUUUCACAGCUGAAGAUAGUCUUAAAUGUCCCAACCCAAAACUACAAUGGGAUCCUUUCCAUAAUCUAUACCCUUAUUGAUAUAUUUAAAAAUAUUGGACUCACCAACAUUGCUGAUCUCAUUGCUGGCCUGCUGACCAUCGUUAUUUGUAUGGUAGUCAAGGAAAUAAAUGAUCGGUUCAGACACAAGAUCCCUGUUCCUAUUCCUAUAGAAGUGAUUGUGACAAUAGUCGCCGCUGGCAUUUCAUAUGGUGUUGACCUGGAGAAAAAGUACAAUGCAGGCAUUGUUAAAUCUAUUCCCAGUGGAUUUUUGCCUCCCGAACCUCCAGCGGUCAGCAUGUUUGGGGACAUGAUAGCAUCUGCUUUUUCCAUUGCCAUUGUUGCUUAUGCAAUAGCUGUGUCUGUGGGCAAAGUGUAUGCAACCAAAUAUGACUAUGCUAUUGAUGGAAAUCAGGAAUUUAUUGCCUUUGGGAUCAGCAAUAUUUUUUCAGGGGCCUUCUCUUGCUUCGUUGCCACCACUGCUCUGUCCCGCACAGCAGUCCAAGAAAGCACUGGUGGGAAAACCCAGAUUGCUGGAAUAAUCUCAGCUGGAAUCGUACUGAUUGCCAUUGUAGCCUUGGGGAAACUGCUUGAACCUUUGCAGAAGUCUGUGUUGGCAGCUGUGGUCAUUGCCAACUUGAAAGGGAUGUUCAUGCAAAUAUUUGAUGUACCCCGUCUGUGGAGGCAGAGCAAGGCAGAUGCUAUGAUCUGGGUUUUCACAUGUGUAUCGUCCAUCAUUCUGGGACUAGAUUUGGGGUUACUUGCUGGUCUGGUGUUUGCACUGCUGACGGUUGUCCUGAGAGUUCAAUUUCCUUCCUGGGGUAGCCUUGGCAGCGUUCCUGGCACAGACCUAUAUAAGAACAUAAAAGAAUACAAAAAUGUGGUUGAACCAGAAGGAGUGAAGAUUCUCAAAUUUUCAAGUCCAAUCUUUUAUGCUAACAUUGAUGGCUUGAGAAGCAGCAUCAAAUCCACUGUGGGAUUUGAUGCCAUGCGGGUAUAUAACAAGAGGCUAAAGGCUCUGAGGAAGAUACAGAAGCUAAUCAAGAAGGGAAAAUUGAAAGCGACCAAAAAUGGUAUCAUCAGCGAUUCUGGUAGGACUAAUGAAGCAUUUGAAUUUGAUGAGGACCCAGAAGAUCCUGAAGAUCUUGAUGUUCCAACUAGAGAAGUAGAAAUUCAGGUGGACUGGAAUGCAGAACUCCCCGUCAAAGUCAAUGUUCCCAAAGUGUCUCUUCACAGUCUGAUUUUCGACUUUGGAGCUGUAUCUUUCAUGGAUGUAGUAGCAGUGAGAGUUAUGAAAACAAUUGUCAAAGAAUUUGAAAGGAUUGAUGUGAAAGUGUACAUCGCGUCACAUUUAGAGCACAUUAUCAAAACACUGGACCACUGUGCAUUUUUUGAUGAUAGCGUUCAAAAGGAUAUGUUUUUCCUGACUGUGCAUGAUGCCGUACUCCACAUACAGAAUGAGAGCAUGCAGAGAGACAUCCAGGAUCCUAUAUUUGAAAAGAUUUCACUAAUGCAGGAGUCAAAGGAACCGAUAGAAUUCACAGAAACAAACCAGAACGAAGAGCUUGAUGUUCAGGAAGAGGCUAUGCGUAGGCUUGCUUCAUGAAGGAAGGAUAUUGAAUUUAUCGUAUUUGUGAACUCUGACAAACCGGAACCAAUAUUAAAAGCGUAUUUAUCAUUGAAACGAUUUACUUUGCACUAGAAGAAAAUAUUUAACUUAUGCUACCGGUGUCCCAGACUCUAAUUUCUCUUUUUACAUAGUAUUCUUUGAUUAAUAUUAUUUGGUAAAUUUGUAUCUAAAUUACUUAGGAAAUGAAAAUUUCAUUAUAGAUAUAGCAAAACUGGCUCCUAGCUUCUAAGUGAGGAGGACACAUGCACAACUGUAUUUGUGUCCUAAUUUUAUUCCAAUGUACAUAACCAAAAACAAGAAGCAAAGAAAGAAAGAAAGAAAGAAAGAAAGAAAGAAAGAAAGAAAGAAAGAAAGAAAGAAAGAAAACAACUUGAUAUGAAUUUGGAAGAAUUUGCAAUCCUAAACUUAUUUACAUGAGAGUAAGCAUCACUGAGUGCAAUGGGACUCCUUCUGAGCACACAUUUGUUUAGGAUUACGUUCUAAGGUUCUGUUUGUUGAAUACAAAGCAGAAUGUGAUGUCUCUAUUUCUCAGGGGUACCUUUAGGAUCUACUGCCAUAAAGGCAAUACUAUUUAUGACAAAUAAAUAAUGCAAUAAUAAGUACUACCGUAGGAAUCUUUUUUCCUGGAGAGCAACAGUGAGCUCUAAGUUGCUAACACAAAAGUAUGCAUAAAAAUGCUUGGGAUACACCAAUCAUUUAUUUCUGAGCUGGUGAUCUGAUGCCUUAACUCAUUAGUUUAAGAUAUGCCUUGCAGUCUCAGGUGAUGUUCAAAUUUCUUGGAUGAUUUAAACCAGCAGUGGCAAAUCUUUUUGGAACGUGUGUUCUAAGUCAAAUCCAAAUAAUAAGACAGUUCCAUUUCUAGUUUGUACUGUUAUGGUACAUACCUGGUGUUCCCAUUGCGCUGCUCCAUGCGUUGGUGUAUUUUUGCCCCUUGUGUACCAAAUCAUGGAGGGAGGGCAAUUGCACAAAUUUGGAAGGACAGGCCUGGAGCCCAGGUUUCACUCUGUGCCAUACUAGACUCAAGGACUUUAUUUACCUGCUCAGGUAUGCCACAGACUCUUGGUUCCUGUGGCACCCAUGCUGCAGUGUGGCUACCCGUAGCUUCAGUCUUGUUAAUCGGCCCUGCCUCUUUUAAACCAUUAAUCAACACAAUAUUCCAGCAAAUAACAAAUAUUCAUUCUGCUAUUUAAAAAAAAAUCAUUUAUGAUAUAUCUGGAAUGAAAUACUACUUUCCUGCAUAUCCCUAAAUGUAGCUACAUGAGCAAAUAAGCAUUUAGAGUGAAGUCUGCUAUAAAGGGCAUAUAAUGACAGUUCUCGGUACAAUUAUCUGAACUUAAAAUGUCGGAUUAAAAUAUUGGUAAUACUUUUUUUAAAAAAAUGUACAGCUAAUAAUAAUAACUAGAGAUAAACAAAAGAACAACUAAUCACCAAAGCAUUCUAACAGCACGUAUUUUGUGUUAGUGAAUAGUUUUUUUGGUCACUUCUGUGGUUUGAGGAUCAAAAUCCAAUAUUUCCUAAGCCACCUAUCACGUGUGUAUCUAAAAAAAAGUGCCACUCUUACAAGUGCCUUAUUAUGUGAAAACAAAUUCCAAUUAAUGGUUCUGCUGAAUUCACUUAACAGCAUGAAGGAAGAAAACUGUCAGUAUAUUUCUCAACAGCUAUACAAGACCACCAUCUCAUUCAUAAAUAAUGUAUGUAUGAUGUAUAUGUCUAUAUUAAAAAUAAUAAAUGUU
Molecule: messenger RNA, 4351 nt
Organism: Zootoca vivipara (common lizard)
Lineage: Eukaryota; Metazoa; Chordata; Lepidosauria; Squamata; Lacertidae
Gene: SLC26A4
Product: solute carrier family 26 member 4
Biological process (GO): sulfate transmembrane transport
Cellular component (GO): membrane
Molecular function (GO): secondary active sulfate transmembrane transporter activity
Source: RefSeq, a predicted model, not a curated record